Trichechus manatus latirostris (Florida manatee) is the source of this 5677-nucleotide messenger RNA. It is a transcript of the gene CRKL, whose product is annotated as CRK like proto-oncogene, adaptor protein. The transcript has 3 exons. Gene Ontology annotation, molecular function: signaling adaptor activity; receptor tyrosine kinase binding. The coding region runs from base 506 to 1417 and encodes 303 amino acids. NCBI's taxonomy places the organism in Eukaryota, Metazoa, Chordata, Mammalia, Sirenia, Trichechidae. The record is from RefSeq and is a predicted model, not a curated record. Gene Ontology annotation, biological process: signal transduction; positive regulation of ERK1 and ERK2 cascade; cell migration.
GAGCGGAGUGGGGGGUGGCGGACAGCUUCUCCCGCGUCCGCCAUUUUGUUGCUGUGGCUCUUGGGAACGGACUGGGCAAAACUGCCCCGGAGGCGCGACCCUCCUUGGAGUCCGGUGCUUCGCGUGGCGGCUAGGGUGGGUGCGCAGCUGUGGGGGUGUGGCACCGGCGCGUUUUAGGCUGGGAGUCACUGGAGGCACUCCCAGUACGCCGGUCUGCCCGAGACCCCCAGGGCGGCCUCCGCUGGGUCUCGGCUUCGUCCGCUACGUCUCUCGGCUCUGCUCCCCAUUCCCCGGGCCGGCUCACUACGUGAGGCGGCCCCGGAGCAGGCGGGCGGUGGCGGAGAAUGCUGCGAGCCCGGCGCCGCGAGGAAGGUGCUAGCCUAGCCCUCUAAGUGCGCCUCGAGGUUUGACUGAGGCCCUUCCUCGGCCCUGAAGCCAUCUGCCAGGCAAAGGCUUCCAGAGCAGCCGCCACCCCGACCAGCCGCGGAGCCCCCGGCCCGACACCAUGUCCUCCGCCAGGUUCGACUCCUCGGAUCGCUCCGCUUGGUACAUGGGGCCGGUGUCUCGCCAGGAGGCGCAGACCCGGCUCCAGGGCCAGCGCCACGGUAUGUUCCUAGUCCGCGACUCCUCCACCUGCCCCGGGGACUACGUGCUGUCUGUGUCCGAGAACUCGCGGGUCUCCCACUACAUCAUCAACUCGCUGCCCAACCGUCGCUUUAAGAUCGGGGACCAGGAGUUUGACCACUUGCCGGCCCUGCUGGAGUUCUACAAGAUUCACUACCUGGAUACGACCACCCUCAUUGAGCCCGCGCCCAGGUAUCCAAGCCCACCCAUGGGAUCUGUAUCAGCAGCCAACCUGCCUACAGCAGAAGAAAAUCUGGAAUACGUACGAACUCUCUAUGAUUUUCCUGGGAAUGAUGCUGAAGACCUGCCCUUUAAAAAGGGUGAGAUCCUUGUGAUCAUAGAGAAGCCUGAAGAACAGUGGUGGAGUGCCCGGAACAAGGAUGGCCGGGUCGGCAUGAUCCCUGUCCCUUAUGUCGAAAAGUUGGUGAGAUCCUCCCCACACGGAAAGCACGGAAACAGGAAUUCCAACAGUUAUGGGAUCCCAGAACCUGCUCAUGCAUACGCUCAACCUCAGACCACAACUCCUCUACCUGCCGUUUCCAGUACUCCUGGGGCAACCAUCAACCCUUUGCCAUCCACACAGAAUGGACCUGUCUUUGCGAAAGCAAUCCAGAAAAGAGUACCCUGUGCUUACGACAAGACUGCCUUGGCAUUAGAGGUUGGUGACAUUGUGAAAGUCACAAGGAUGAAUAUAAAUGGCCAGUGGGAAGGCGAGGUGAAUGGGCGUAAAGGGCUUUUCCCCUUUACACACGUCAAAAUCAUUGACCCUCAAAACCCAGAUGAAAAUGAGUGAUUGCUGCUGCCCGGUACCUGCUGCUUCGUGUUCUGCCUGUCAUAGUCUCCUUUGAAGUGGGAAUGCAUUCUCUCUCAUGGGCAAGUGCCGCUGCAUCAUAGCACCCACUCUGCAGACGGAUGUCUCACGCACAUUUGGAAUGCACACAGCAGGCUGCCUCCUGGCGUUUGUAUCAUAGUUGUAUUGUCAACAAGUAGCCAAUUUUAGAAUUCUUUUGGGUCAUAAACUGGAAAUCCUGGUGGAAGCACACAAGUGGAGAGACGUUGACAAGGAAAAGGUCUUCCUUCUCAUCACUACCCUGUUUUUACUGUGACCAGUGCUGUCGUGUUCAUCAGUGGAAAUUUGAGGCUACUCCACAAAGCAGGGCUCAACCGCCAUCUUCUUUUUCCUUUGGAGAACAGAGGAAGUGAACCUUAAAGAAGAGAGAAUUCUGUUCUAAACUCCCCAAAUCCGGCUUUUCUUUUGGUUUGGUUUGGUUUUGGAAGACUAGUUAAUUAGGCUUGUGUGUUUUGAACAGGCUUAUAAGUAGCAGGUUGAAUUUUUGUGAUAUCAUAAGGAAUGACAUGUGCCUCUGAGCUUCUGGAAUGAAGCUGCUGUAACUAAAGGGGUAUGAAGAGAAUGGCCCUGAAGCGGGUCCUUUAUUGUCUUGGUGUUGUUGAUAGUACCUUGUUUUGCCAAAUAGCAAACAAAACAAUAAUCGGUAGUCAUGGCAUGCCAGCGUGUGUGGACAGCCUCUUGGAUUACAUGUUCCCUAAAGGCAUCAAGUGGGGGGGAUGGGGGUGGUGAUUGGGCAGCUUUGCUUACCUUGUUUGCCAGUGACAGAGGAGUUUUCUGUCCAGCUUUCCAGUGAAUGCGUUCUUUUAAGGUGUAUUGUGGGACUUAAAAUUUCUUGAAAAAGUGAGGUUGUUGAAAGAAUCAUUGCGUUAAGUUCAGCUCCCUGAGAUCUGGUUUUCCCUGCCAGGCCUAGGCUUGCCAGGCUGCCAGAGAAGGUGGUGCUGCUGAUCCUGGUUCUGCAGUCCAUGUCCACCAUGUUCUCAAGCAAGGAAAAACAAGCUCUGGAAAUUGGUCAGUGCAUUUGAUGUUGAAUGUUUUGGUGACUAGAGUGACCAUUAACCAUUUACCAAUUUGGUGUAAAACAUCGCCCUGUUAGCUCAAAGAGGCCUGCUCAUACAGGCCAGCAUGUACAAACGUUUGGCCACGCCCUCAUCUACUACACAAAGCAGACUAGGAUUCUGGAACCUCUGUGUAGUCCAGUCUGCUCUGGCUUCUGAACACUGGUGAAGAUAAGCAUCAGCUCAGAGUAAGACCGAGAAUUGUAGCAGCAACCUAAGGAGGAACUUGGUACCAUUUACUGAGCGUCUGCUGUAGCCAUGGCCCUAUUGUUGGAGGCUCUUGAGGUAUAGAGCAUAUUCUGGUGACAGAACCACAAACAACCAAUUUUCAAUUUCUCUUUAAAUCAGUAUUCCACUGGGCCACGUUAAAGAACCUUGGGAGUGCUCCUGUGACAAAAUUAAUGGUUAGUUGAAAAAAAAUAUCACCUUGGCCGUAGAUUUCCUGGAAAAUGCUUAGUAAUCAGCCCUUGCUGCCCAGUAAGAACUGUGGCCGCCUCUUGCUCUGAUGAUGCGUGUUUGCAACACUGCUUCUUGUGAGCUCGGCCUGCUCUGAGCUAAGCCCAACCCGAGUCCCCACACAAGAACUACACUUGCCCUAUAGCCAUUGAACAGAUUCCACCCUGCCCUUAUCAGCAUCUGCGCCUAAGUGGGAUGUUCAGUAGAAGGUGGAACGUCUUGCCUUGUUUAAAGAGAGCACAAACCCUCAGGCUUUUUUAAGCCAAGUUGAGCUGAGGGGCUUCACACAUUUUGAUGUUGACACUGAAGUUGGCUCAGCACACAAGAAAUGCAUAGCAACUUUAGAAAGCAAGGUUUCGUUUCAGCCAUGUCUACGAGGCCCACCUUCAGAGUCAAACCCUUCCCUAAACCUAGGGUCAGUCCCAAAGUGAGUCAGCUCGUGGCUGCAGCCCAUGAGAAUGUUUCCGGGACUGCCCAGGAGGUUCAUCCCAGAAUCAGAGUUCUGAACUCUUGAGAAAAGUGCCAAAAGUAGUAACUUUAGAUUUGGAACUGCAUCAGUUUUUAAUCAGGCCAGGAGAUUUUCUUUUUCACACUAAAUGUGAAAAGCAGCACCACUGCCUUGGCAUUGUAGCCAGAUCCCCACCUGCCUUGGAACCAUCAGUGCUUCUCAAAACAACAUGAAUAUGACCUGGAGGAGCUGCCUCUAUCCCGGGGUUUUCCCUUUUAUGACUGUUCAUGAUGCUGUUUGCUCUGCUCUACUGUGUGUCAUUUAAGAAAAUAUUUGGCUGUUAAAUUAACUGUCACUCUGAUUUUUUACUUGGGACGGAAACAAAUUAUGUACUAAAGGGCAUUGACAAUUUGAAUCAAACUCUGGGAAGGACCUCUCUCACACUGGAGUCUUCCUGGUCUCUUCUGAGCUAUGUGGUUCCACUAGAUGGCAUCAUAACCAAGAGGAGGACCCACUGAGUAGCUGCCGCUUGACGACUUGGAUCUUCCAGACUAGAGCCCUUCUGUGCUGGAAAGCUGACAGGCAGGAAAGCCAGAGGCCGUCCUUUGGAGCUCAAGCACACGGCACCGCGCUGCGCUUCCUGCACAGCUGUUUACAGACAAGGCAGACCCAAGGCGCUGGCCACCGCCCUUGUCGUGUUUGCUCAGAGGAAUAUGAACGUCUGUUUUUCAAAAAGGAUGAGGUGUUUUUGUGCCAGGUGUUUAUAAUUUAAUCCUUUAAUACUGUGUUCAUUAACCUCUUAAAAUGAGUGAAUUCUCGAUUGUUUUAACACAGGACCUAAGACUAAUGCUUUCUGUGGACACCACUGAGCUGUGCCUGAGUGUCCACCCUCUGGGACUGGAGAACUGUGUCCCUGGUAACUGCUGUCAGUGUGGACACUGAGCUGGCUGUAUAUUCUGUAGGAGUAGAAGGACGGUUCCCUGGGACAGGAUCAUCUCUGCAGGAGGAACAGUGGCCUUGCUUCUGAGAUGGUCUUCACUGUGUUUUCAAACACCAUCACCACCCCAAAACUCUUUUGACCUGUAACUUAAAGACCAUAAACUUCAGGCAAUAAUAUUUUCUGUGUUAAGCUGUUAAAAUUAUUUUUGGGGAUCAUAGCUUGUUUUAUUUUGUGCUAUAAAGUUAACAGUAUUAAAUGACUUAUAUUCUUAGAAUACAUCAAGUGUCUUUUCUUAGCAGAUCAGUGCCUUUUUAUUUUUGUGUUCCAUUUUGCAUAAACUGGUCCCAGCAUCAAAACCUUUGUUUUCCAUGGCCUGUUUGUACAUUGUCUCAAUAAAACUUGCAUCAGCUGGCGGCGGUGGCCGCGGCUUUGGUGUUUCAGUGUCUCCUCGGUGCUGUGUGGAGACACUCAGUCCCCACCAGCCUCCAGACUCUUCCAAGCAUUAGGCCGUCCUGGGACAGCUGGUGCUUCUUGGAGGAUGGUGUUCUGAGGCCCAGCCUUGCCACUGCUGAUAACGAAAUACAGUGGGAUCUUGCGUGGACCCUUUCCCCACUCAGGCACCCGGAGGACCACACUUACCCUCCCUACAAAAACAGCAGCAGCUGGUUCCCAGCCCUGGAGCACAGUGGCUGCUGUAGGGGAUCUUGGUACUUGGCCUUGGCCUUCUGGGGCUUGAGGAUGAGGCAGAAAUUCCCACAUUUUGCACCACCAAGGAGAGCUUGGGUUGUUUUCCUUCUAGGCUCCCAUAUCUGAAGUCUUUUGUAAAAUGUUUGUUUGGCAUGAGCUAACGAGUUGAAUGGUUUCGAGUAAAAGUCAUGGAAAGUGAGCAGCCUCAUCCCAGGUUACGGCGUGAUAACUGUCCGACUUCAUCUUUUUCUGAUCAAGUCUGUAUACAGCCCUACUGUUGAACUCUGGAGGACCUUCAAGUGGUAUCUCAGCUUGCGAAGAGGGUACUGGGGGGCCUGCUGAGGGCCUCAUAUUGACACCCUUGUCCAGAGCCUUUUCCCACCACUGUCCCCAGCUCUCAGUACAUUUUGUCUCUGACUACACCUAUGCUCCAUACCUGUUCUGUGUUGAGAUGUCCAAAUUUUCUUGUGGUAAACCUCAAGAAGUGAGCUUUCAGGAGUCUCCUGAAUUUGACAGAAAACGCCAUCUUGGAUGGAAAUAAAAAACGGUAUCAAGUCAUUCUGGAAAAAAAUGCCCCCAGAGAUGCCUUUGAAGAAAAUACCUGUCGGUUUGAAAAG